This is a messenger RNA of Lucilia sericata (common green bottle fly), 4324 nucleotides long. RefSeq lists its product as uncharacterized. The transcript has 2 exons. Lineage: Eukaryota; Metazoa; Arthropoda; Insecta; Diptera; Calliphoridae. Bases 360 to 899 code for a protein of 179 amino acids. The record is from RefSeq and is a predicted model, not a curated record.
AUUUUUAUGUUCAGUUGCAAUUGAGAGUUACUAAACACAACAACGUUUGAGCGGUUUUAAUUAAAUUUAAUUUAUCGAAUUGAAUUCAAGGCAAAUACAAAUAAUAAAACUUGUGUUAAUAGUCUACAAACAAUUCUAUUACUUUUUAUACGUUACGCUUUUUAUAUUAUAUUCUUCUUGUUGCUUUGAAAUUUUAAUUAAAAGUUAUUGACAACAAAAAAUUUAGAAAAAUAAUAAUAAUUUAAUAAAAACCGGAUAAAAUAAAUCAUAAUAAAAAAACCAAAUAUUUUGAAAAUAACGAAAACAAAGAUAAGAAACCUGUAAAUUAAGAAAAGAAAGAAAAACACACCAGCAACAAAAUGUUUAAUACUUUGGUUUACAUACCCACCAUCUUGGCCUACACUUUUAUCACCCUACUGGUCGUCAUCUUGGGCUUUAUAGUCAUCUAUGUGUCUCAUAAAAUCUACACCACUGUCUAUGAUAAUCUGCCUGUAGCUCAACUGGCCUCAAAAUCCUCUUUGUCACAUGAAAGUGAUAUAAUGACAGAUUCCCACACCAUGCUGACCCAGGUCAAUAAAACGGAUGGAUUACAGUGUCGUAAAUCGAAAACAGCUUUACGUAUUAUUGUUACCCUGGAGCCGUGUUAUUUGGCCUAUAUGGUGUUUGAAUCAAAAUUACUUUAUAAUCCCAACAAUCAUUUCGCAUCAAGACUUUAUCAAUAUUCCCGUAGUAGCAAUACUUCUCAAGUUUCUCAAACAAUCACUGGCCACUAUGAUCAUUAUUUGAUCAAAUAUUUUGAUAGUCUUUCGUCUCUACCAACUUUAAGAGAUUUACAAAAAUGUGAUAAUUUUAAAUUUAAUAAAAUUUGUAUAAGACGUCGUAGUAGUAGGCGCAUAUAAUAUAUACGUUGUUGUUUUUUGCAAACAAAUUAAUGCAAUUUAAAAAUAAAAUGUAACAUUUUAAAUUGUUUUUUUUUUAAGAAAAAUAAUAAAAAAAAACUAAAAGAAACAAAAUGUUUUCUAAAAAUAUAUCAUUGAUUUCCAAAGUGUAUUCAACUUAAAAUGCGUGACUGCAUUUUGUUUUUUUUUUUUAUAAAUAUGCAUGUAUUUUUUAUGGGAUUUUAAAAUUGCACUUUGAUAUUAAAAAUUACAGGUAGACCUCAUUAAAUGGUUGAAUGAAUAUCGUGAUUAGUAAAAAAUAAAAAUUAUUUUUCCAUUUGAAAUCCGGAUCUGAAGAGACUUGUAAAACUCCCUAGUAUGCGUCAAGGAAUUUCAAUGUUUUUGUUGAAAAGAAUCAGUCAACACUAUAGAUAACUCUAUAUUCAAAAUUAUAGAUGACUAUAUAGUCAUGACUAUAGACAACUUUAUAUUGAAGACUCUAUAGUCAAUCCUACAAACGACUAUAAUCAAAACAAGUCUAUAAACGAAUCUUUAUUAAGGACUACAAACAAGUAUAAUGUGGACUCUACACUCGAGUUAAGAAACUACUAUAGAGUCAAGAUUAUAAAUGACUCUUUAGUCAAGACUAUAAUCGAGAAUAUCAUCAAGAAUAUAAACGAUUCUACAGUCGAAACUUUAUAGACAAGGCCACAAACGUUUUUAUAGUGAAUACUUUAGAUCACUUUAAAGUCAUGUCUACAAAUGGCUAUCGAUAACGACUCUAUAUUAGAGACUAUAGACGACUUUUAAGUCAAGAUUUAAAACUACUCUAAAAUCAAAACUUUAUGGAAACUAUAGUCAAGUCAGGUUCCUAUAAUCAAGACCAUUCGAUUCUAUAGUAAAAACUAUAUAAUCAAAAUUAUGUACGACUCUAUAGUCAAUACUAUGGUCGACUCUACAGUCAAGACUAUAGACGGCUCUAUACUCAAGUAUAGACGACUCUGUAGUCAAGACCUUAGACGACUCUAUAGAAAACUCAAAAGACUAUAAACCACUCUAUGGUGAAGGUUAUAAACGGCUUUACAGUCAGAAUUAUGAACGACUCUUUCACCAAGGUUAUAGACGACUCUUUAGUGAAAACUAUAUACAGCUAUAUAGUCAAUCCUAUAUACGACACUUUAGUGAAUAAUAGACUAUGGAAGUCUCUUUAGUGAAAACUAUAUACAGCUAUAUAGUUAAUUCUAUAUACGACACUUUAGUGAAUAAUAGACUAUGGAAGUCUCUUUAGUCAAGACUAUAGACGACUAGGGUCAAGACUGUAUUCAUAUAUAAAAUACAUCAAAAAAGUCUCAGAAACUUUUAAAUUUUGCAAGUUCUGGAACAGGCCUUUGUUUAUGAUUCUUUUGUCUAUUUGUCUGUGAUUUCUAUUUAUAAAAUCGUUUUACUUUUCAAAUUAAUCAAUUACCAUUAAAUAUCCAUUCACAAUAACAUCUAUUAUUGACGUUAUGUUUAAAUUGUCAGUUUAAAGUACAAUAAAAGCAAGCUUGAUUUUAAUUCAAGCUAUUUUCAUAUUUAAAGACAAUUAGGAGGUAUAUAUUUUUAAUUAGAAUCAUUUAUAUUGAUUGUAAUUAAAAAUAAAUUAUUGACCUAUGUGUGCGCUGAACUGUUUACACAAAAAACAAUGUAUUUCAUUUUUACAAAAAACAAAGAUUUCUUUAUUAAAUUUAAACAAAAACUGUGUGUAUAUAAAGGUUUACCUGUUUUUUUUUGUUAAACAAAAACAAUAUUUGCAUAAAUUAAAUGCAACAACCUGUAUACACAUUUUAUUAAUUUCAAUUUAUAAAUAAAAUGAUCAUGCAGACAAUUUAACAACAAUAACAAAUGGAAACCAAGAAGUAUUUAUAAAAGUUGUGUUUACUAUUUACAAAAAAAUUUUGAAAUGUAUUUCCAAAGUUGUACUUUUAACAUUUUAUAAAAUUUUUUUAUAAUUGAAAACUUUUGAUCUUUCUAUGUAAAUAAGAAAUGUUAGCAGAUACAUAUGUACGUAGAAAUUUUCAAGAUCAUUCAAUUGUUACUUUAUAACCUACGAGUUAAAUGUGAGUUAGGUUUUUUAUUUGUUAUUUUAAAUUAGCAAGCAGUAUCCCAGCAAACAUGGGAAAUUGAUUUCAAAUUUAUUUACAUUAGUCUUUAGUCUGCACUACGGACUAACCAAUUGUUAGGACCAUAGACUAUUUAAUACUCAAGAGUUUAGUGUCGAAACUAUAACGAGACUAUAGAGUAGUCCAGACCAUGGACCACUUUAUAGUUCAGAUUAGGUUAUCCAGACUAUAGACUAUUCUAUAGUCCAGACUAUUGACUAUUCUAUACUCCAAACAAUAGACUAUUCUAUAUUCCAGACUAUAGACUAUUCAAUAGUCCAAACUAUAGACUAUUAUAUAGUCCAAACUAUAGACUAUUACAUAGUCCAGACUAUAGACUAUUCUAUAGUCCAUACUAUAGACUAUUCAAUAGUCCAAACUAUAGACUAUUCCAUAAUCCAGACUAUAGACUAUUCUAUAGUCCAGACUAUAGACUAUUCUAUAGUCCAGACUAUAGACUAUUCUAUAGUCCAGACUAUAGACUAUUCUAUAGUCCAUACUAUAGACUAUUCUAUAGUCCAUACUAUAGACUACUCUAUUCUAUAGUCCAGACUAUAGACUAUUCUAUAGUUCAGACUAUAGACUAUUCAAAAGUCCAGACUAUAGACUAUUCUAAAGUCCAGACUAUAGCCUAUUCUAUAGUCCAGACUAUAGACUAUUCAGAAGUCCAAACUAUAGACUAUUCUAAAGUCCAGACUAUAGAGAAUUCUAUAUUCUACACUAUAGACUAUUCUAUAGUCCAGACUAUAGACUCUUCUAUAGUCCAGACUAUAGACUCUUCUAUAGUCCAGGCUAUAGACUAUUCUGUAGUCCAGGCUAUAGGCUAUUCUGUAGUCCAGAUUAUAGUUUGUUCAAUAGUCCAGACUAUAGUCCAAACUGUAGACUAUUCUAUAAUCAAGACUAUAGACUAUUCUAUAGUCAAGACUAUAGACUAUACUAUAGUCCAGACUAUAGACUAUUCUAUAGUCAAGAUUUUAGACUAUUCUAAAGUCCAGACUAUAGACUAUUCUAUAGUCCAGACUAUAGACUAUUCUAUAGUCCAGACUAUAGACUAUUCUAUAGUCCAGACUAUAGGCUAUUCUAUACUCCAGACUAUAGAUUAUUCUAUAGUCCAGACUAUAGAUUAUUCUAUAGUCCAGACUAUAGACUAUUCUAUAGCCCAGACUAUAGACUACUCUAUAGUCCAGAUUAUAUACUAUUCUGUAGUCCAGAUUAUAAACUAUUCUGUAGUCCCCAUUAAAAGCUAUUCUAGAGUCUAUACUAUAAACUAUUCUAUAGCCCAGAUUAUAGACUAUUCUGUAGCCCAGA